AUGGAGAUCGUCGAUGUUCAAGUUCUUGAGGAAGGCACGGAAAGGCAGAUUGACGAGAUGGCCUCCCUUGCGAUGGCAUGCUUAAAGCAUAGAGGAGAGGAGAGGCCUACCAUGAAAGAAGUGGAGCUAAGACUACAUGUCAUGAGAGGGAAGAUGGUGAUGAAGAGAAAUCAUGAGUUAGAAAGGCAUGGUGAAGCUGUGACAUUGUUACCUUCAAAUUAUUCCAACAAUUUUAGCACUAGUUUUGGGGCUGCUAAUUCAUCAAAUCAAUGUGUCACUCGAUGUUGUACAAUGGAGCAAGAACUAGUUUCUUGGACGGACCUACCUUGCUAA
Messenger RNA from Triticum turgidum subsp. durum (durum wheat), 333 nucleotides. The record is from the annotation of a GenBank genome assembly. NCBI's taxonomy places the organism in Eukaryota, Viridiplantae, Streptophyta, Magnoliopsida, Poales, Poaceae.